Balaenoptera acutorostrata (minke whale) is the source of this 1905-nucleotide messenger RNA. RefSeq names its product zinc finger protein 79 (gene ZNF79). Gene Ontology annotation, cellular component: nucleus. The transcript is spliced from 5 exons. The coding region runs from base 406 to 1905 and encodes 499 amino acids. Lineage: Eukaryota; Metazoa; Chordata; Mammalia; Artiodactyla; Balaenopteridae. The record is from RefSeq and is a predicted model, not a curated record. Gene Ontology annotation, molecular function: RNA polymerase II cis-regulatory region sequence-specific DNA binding; DNA-binding transcription activator activity, RNA polymerase II-specific. Gene Ontology annotation, biological process: regulation of transcription by RNA polymerase II.
GAGUCCGGUGUAGCAGGGAGGCAUGUGCGCAUGACCGGAAGUGGCGCUAUUCAGGCACGUCCCCUUUGGAGCGAGAGGCGGGUCUGUGGCCGCAGUUUCUGAGCUCGCGCCGGAGGCGGGAGUCGGGAGCUUUCUCGCGUAGCUGGCCGCGGCUUUUUCACGUGGUGUUCUGCCUGAGACCGAGGCAGGUGCGCCACGGGCUCCCCAGCCGAGGCCUGGCUGUGGCUGGGGAGACAGUGAAAGACCCGACUGGACAGGCCGGACCGGGCUCAGCACCGCAGGCUCAGACCCGGCCUUUAAGGGGAGAGGCCUGAGAGAAGAGCCCAGAGCGGGGCUGGGGCUGCAGUGAAGCGACGUUGACGCUCAGAGAACUGCUGGGAGGCGGUGGCGCGAGGUGGGACUCAAAUGUUGGAGGAAGGAGAGCCACCUUCUCCAGAUCCUGCCCUUCCCCAAGAGGAAGGCACAGAAGAGGAAGGAAUGGCAGGUGGUCUGCUCCCAGCUGGGCCCCAAGGAUCCACACCUUUCAGCAGUGUGACUGUAGCUUUUACCCAGAAGGGAUGGAGGCAGUUGGCCCCUACUCCGAGGGACAGGUUCAAGGAAGGGAUGCCAGAAAAGUCCAGAAACCUGGUCCUACUGGGACUUCCAGUCUCCCAGCCUGGUAUGAACUCCCAGUUGGAACAAAGGGAAGGUUCAUGGAUGCUGGAGAGAGAAGGCCUCAGGAGUACCUGUCCAGAUUGGAAGAUUGUAUCUGAAUCACCACCUGAACAAGACAUUUCUGAAGAAUCAUUCCAAGACCCAAGUGUAGAGAUGCCCUCUGGGGAGUCAGAUCACAGGAACAGUGAACUGGGGAAGAGCUUCAAUCUGAGACCAGUUCUUUGUCCACAGCAGAGAGUUCCUACAGAAGUGAGACCCCGUAAAUGUGAAACACACACAAAGAGUUUCAGGAAGAAUUCAGAUAUAAUUAAACCUCACAGAGCGAAGCCAUACAUAUGUAAUGAAUGUGGCAAAGCCUUCAGUUACUGUUCCUCCCUUUCUCAGCACCAGAAGAGCCACACUGGGGAGAAGCCAUAUGAGUGCAAUGAAUGCAGGAAGGCCUUCAGCCAGAGCUCAUCUCUUAUUCAGCACCAGAGGAUUCACACCGGAGAGAAACCUUAUAAAUGCAGUGAAUGUGGAAGAGCCUUCAGCCAGAAUGCAAACCUUACAAAACACCAGCGAACUCAUACUGGAGAAAAGCCCUACAAAUGUAGUGAGUGUGAGAAAGCCUUCAGUGACUGUUCAGCCCUUGUUCAGCAUCAGAGAAUUCACACUGGAGAGAAACCUUACGAAUGCAGCGACUGUGGGAAGGCCUUCCGCCACAGUGCAAAUCUUACAAACCACCAGAGGACUCAUACAGGGGAGAAGCCCUACAAGUGUAGCGAAUGCGGGAAGGCCUUCAGCUACUGUGCAGCAUUUAUUCAGCACCAGAGAAUCCAUACAGGGGAGAAACCCUACAAAUGUAAUGCAUGUGGGAAGGCCUUCAGCCAGAGUGCAAACCUCACAAACCACCAGAGGACUCACACUGGAGAGAAACCCUACAAGUGCAGUGAGUGCGGGAAGGCCUUCAGCCAAAGCACAAACCUUAUAAUCCACCAAAAGACCCACACUGGGGAGAAGCCUUAUAAAUGUAAUGAAUGUGGGAAAUUCUUCAGUGAGAGCUCAGCCCUUAUUCGACAUCAUAUAAUUCACACAGGAGAAAAACCCUAUGAGUGCAAUGAGUGUGGAAAGGCAUUUAACCAGAGCUCAUCCCUUAGUCAGCAUCAGAAAAUUCACACUGGUGUGAAACCUUACGAAUGUAGUGAGUGUGGGAAGGCCUUCAGGUGUAGUUCAGCUUUCAUUAGACAUCAGAGACUCCAUGCUGGAGAGUAA